Molecule: messenger RNA, 1500 nt
Organism: Archocentrus centrarchus (flier cichlid)
Lineage: Eukaryota; Metazoa; Chordata; Actinopteri; Cichliformes; Cichlidae
Gene: gemin6
Product: gem (nuclear organelle) associated protein 6
Exons: 2
Coding region: 160-642 (160 amino acids)
Biological process (GO): spliceosomal complex assembly; spliceosomal snRNP assembly
Cellular component (GO): SMN complex; nucleus
Source: RefSeq, a predicted model, not a curated record
GCCUACAAGGGGAGCCGCGGCUCAGGUUAAACCUUAAAGCGGAACCUUUUUUUCCGUGUCGUGUUUCCUCGGGAAUAUUUGCAGCGCGUGCAGCAAACAGGACAGUGUCUGCAGGUGAAUCGAUUAUUACUCGGGUAUUGAUCUGAUCAGAGGUCCGUGAUGCAGUGCGACUGGCCUCUCUUAGGUCCGCUCAGGUGGCUUCAUUACGUCAACAAACAGGUGAAGGUGAGAACGGGAAAAGGUGACGAACACAGUGGCUGGUUGCUGAGCGUGGACCCGGUGUCUGCCAGCGCGGUCCUGCUCACUUUCAGUGAGACGGCAGCGUCGGUGCGGGUGGUGAUGGGUCACGCCGUGAAGGAGGUGGAGGUCCUGCGGGAGGCCGACGAAGUCACGGCGGAGCGCCUGCGGGCCGCCCUCCUACCGCCAUCGCUACCCAGCUUGGAUCCCGAGGAGCUGCGACGGCGGAGGGGUGGCGUGCGGCGGUGGUUGCAGGAGAACCGUGUCCCCGUGGAGGAGCAGGGGGAACAGCUGACGGUGGCGGGCGUCCUGACGAUCACGGCGCCGUACACAGCCGAGGACUGCAGCAGCUCCAACCAGAUCAUCCUGGACCGGAUCCAGAGACUUAUCCGGACCCAGAACUGAACCGGAGUCUACGGGCAUGAACAGAAAGCGGCAAUUCCUCUGCUUUGGUUUGGGGGUUUUUGAAGCCCCGCCCCUUCGUUUACUGAUGUCAUCAAUAUGACUCCUAAAUAAAAGCAGAAUGAAUAAUGUGUUCUGUCAUGUAAAAUGACUCACAGGUGUUCCAGGUAAAUAGGAAACUGAGAAACGUCAGGUUCUUGAUUUGUCCCGCAGACUGUGCUGAUCGAUUACUGUAGAUUCUUUAUAUUGUUAAGAGAGAAACAGCUUUUAAACUGGAGGAGGAGCUGAUCGUGUGACGUGAAUGAUUUUAUUUCAGUUUCAGGGUCAGAAAUCCUUUACCCGGGUCAUCUGGGCAUGGACAGGUGGGGUUCACGGAAAGGGUUUCUGCUUUGUGAUCUUUAUUCAACCCUCCACUUCCUUCCACUGUACUGGAUGAAUUAAUCACAGCUGGAUCUUGUUGGUGUAACUUUCUGACUGAACUGGACUAAAAGCUCAAUGUGUUUCCCAGUGUAGAUCACCUGAAUCUGUCUCAGGUCAUUCAGGUGCUCGUCAGCUGCACCAGUGACCGGUCGGUUUGAUCCAGGUGUGUCAGGUUCUUCUGUCUCUGAGGAUGGCUGAGAGGCCUGAGCUGUUCUCACUCUUCUGGGCUAAAAUGGAGGCUCUUCUCUUAAUUUACUGUUGUCAUGGUGAAUCUUGCUCUGACCUGUCAUUGACCCUCAUCCUGCAGCUCAGAACAUCAAGAAAAAAAUGAUUGCACGGUCACCAAUAAGCAAACUAAUUUCUUAGAGCAUUCGUAGAUAAUCUCAUUCAAAGACAAAAUGUUUUGUUGCAAAGUUAAAAUUAAUUUGCAUAUUUUGUAAG